Arabidopsis arenosa is the source of this 2304-nucleotide messenger RNA. The record is from the annotation of a GenBank genome assembly. NCBI's taxonomy places the organism in Eukaryota, Viridiplantae, Streptophyta, Magnoliopsida, Brassicales, Brassicaceae.
CCUUCCUCUCUCCAUAUCUCUCACAAUCUCGAAAAACACCAUUUCUCACUCUCAGAUCUUUUUCACCCAAAAAUGGCGCGUGACAUCCAACUUCCGUGCGACGGCGACGGUGUAUGCAUGCGAUGCAAAUCCAAACCUCCGCCUGAAGAAUCUCUCACUUGCGGCACGUGCGUUACGCCGUGGCACGUGUCCUGUCUCUCAACCCCACCCGAAACCCUAGCUUCUACUUUACAGUGGCAUUGUCCUGAUUGCUCCGGCGAAAUCGAUCCUCUUCCUGUUUCCGGCGGCGUUUCUGGUGAUGGAUCUAAUGGCUCAGAUCUUGUUGCAGCGAUUCGCGCGAUUGAGGCUGAUGAGUCGUUGAGUACUGAAGAGAAAGCUAAGAAGAGGCAACGGUUACUUAGUGGUAAAGGCGUCGUUGAGGAUGACGAAGAAGAGAAGAAGAGUAAAGGGAAGAAUGCGAAUCUCGAUGUUUUAUCUGCUCUUGGAGAUAACUUGAUGUGUUCCUUCUGUAUGCAAUUACCUGAGAGACCUGUUACGAAACCAUGUGGGCACAAUGCUUGCUUGAAAUGUUUUGAGAAGUGGAUGGGGCAGGGCAAGCGAACUUGUGGUAAAUGCAGAAGCGUGAUUCCGGAGAAAAUGGCUAAGAAUCCCCGUAUCAACUCGUCCCUUGUGUCUGCUAUUAGAUUAGCGAAAGUAUCUAAAAGUGCUGCUGCGGGUACUUCGAAGGUCUUUCAUUUCAUAAGCAACCAAGACAGACCAGAUAAAGCAUUUACAACUGAGCGUGCAAAGAAAACCGGGAAGGCAAACGCUGCUAGUGGAAGGAUUUAUGUUACAAUACCACCAGAUCACUUUGGUCCUAUACCAGCUGAAAACGAUCCUGUCAGGAACCAAGGUCUUUUGGUUGGAGAAUCCUGGGAAGACAGACUCGAGUGUAGGCAGUGGGGGGCUCAUUUCCCUCAUGUUGCUGGCAUUGCUGGACAAUCCAAUUAUGGAGCUCAAUCUGUAGCACUCUCUGGAGGUUAUGAGGAUGAUGAGGAUCAUGGAGAAUGGUUUCUAUACACAGGAAGUGGGGGAAGAGAUCUCAGUGGCAACAAAAGGACUAAUAAGGAGCAGUCCUUUGAUCAAAAAUUUGAAAAGUCCAAUGAAGCCUUAAGACUUAGCUGCAAACUGGGGUAUCCUGUUCGAGUUGUCAGGUCUCACAAGGAGAAGCGUUCUGCAUACGCCCCUGAGGAGGGAGUGAGAUAUGAUGGGGUGUACCGGAUAGAGAAGUGCUGGCGGAAAGUUGGAAUACAGGGUUCUUUCAAGGUCUGUCGUUACCUGUUUGUUAGAUGUGAUAAUGAGCCAGCUCCAUGGACUAGUGAUGAGCAUGGAGAUCGUCCAAGACCUUUGCCUAAUAUUCCAGAGCUGAAUAUGGCCACAGACCUAUUUGAGAGAAAGGAAAGUUCAUCAUGGGAUUUUGAUGAAGGUGAGGGUUCUUGGAGAUGGAUGAAGCCGCCACCUGCUAGUAAAAAGUCAGUGAAUGUUUUGGAUCCUGAGGAGAGGAAAACUUUGAGGAAAGCCAUAAAGGCAGCACACUCGAAUACCAUGAGGGCAAAACUUCUGAAAGAAUUUAAGUGCCAGCUCUGUCGGCAAGUGCUAACUCUUCCAGUGACGACGCCGUGUGCUCAUAACUUUUGCAAGGCAUGCCUCGAAACCAAAUUUGCCGGGAAGACGCUUGUGAGAGAGAGAAGCAGAGGUGGACGAACUCUACGAGCUCAGAAGAAUGUGAUGAACUGCCCUUGUUGCCCCACUGACAUUUCUGAUUUUCUUCAGAACCCUCAGGUUAACAGAGAAGUCAUGGACGUCAUAGAGAGGCUGAAGAAUCAGGAAGAAGACAAUGUAGAGACUGUAAAUGAAGGCGAAGGCUCAGGUACCAACGCUGAAGAAGAAACUCUGGCCGAGUCUGAAGAUGCUGAGCAACCGAAGAAACGGAUUAAGUUGGACACCGCCGCAGCAGUUUCUGCGACUGUUGUGUAAUCUGGCAUGAAGCAAGUAGAUUGGAGCCUUUCCAAUGGCUUUUUUUUGGACGGAACCAUCAGGUAAAGUUGGAGACUAUGGUUUUGUUUUGAUACCAAAGAACUCUUUAGCGAAAAAAAACUCUGUACCUGAUGUGUUAUUUUGGAUUUUACUACAACUAAGUUCUUAAACUAUGGUUCUCUGGUUUAAAUAUUUUUCUCUUAUUUUGGAUUUUCUGGUUUAUUAGGUUUGAUAACUCGUAUUGGUUGGUUUGAUAGUACUAUCAGGUACUAAAAAGUGCGUUCUCUA